CCCGUGGCCAACGGCUCAGCCCUGCGUACGCGUCCACUGGGACCCAGCCUUGGGGCUAGUGCGCAAGCGCGGCGCUUCCCGACUCCAGGUCGCCCGCUCUCCGUAUACGCAUGCCCGGGCGGCGGCGGGAGAGCGCGGAGUGGACCGCCGGAAGUGCCCGGGCCAGCACCACCGAGAGCAGGCUCGCCCAGUUAGCUAGAGGGGCUCGCUUCCGCCCCGCUGCAGGACUGGGGGUGGCCAUCUUGGCCGAAGAGAACACGUGAAUUCUGGAAGUAGCGCCUCCGUAAGAUGGCCACCAGCCUGAGCGAAGAGACCGACGGGGGCAGCGUGCGUAACGACUGUCUAACUUACCGGUGACCCGAAAUGCAGAGUGGUGGAGAUCACUUAUGUGAAAGGAGACCUCUUUGCAUGCCCCAGAACAGACUCUCUGGCCCACUGUAUCAGCGAGGACUGUCGCAUGGGUGCUGGAAUAGCAGUCCUCUUCAAGAAGAAAUUUGGAGGGGUGCAGGAGCUGCUAAGCCAACAGAAGAAAUCUGGAGAAGUGGCUGUUCUGAAGAGAGAUGGGCGCUAUAUAUAUUACUUGAUUACAAAGAAGAGGGCUUCGCACAAGCCAACUUAUGAAAACUUAAGGAAGAGUUUAGAAGCCAUGAAGUUCCAUUGUUUGGAGAAUGGAGUCACUGAUAUCUCCAUGCCCAGGAUUGGAUGUGGUCUUGAUCGGCUGCAGUGGGAAAACGUAUCUGUGAUGAUUGAAGAGGUAUUUGAGGCAACAGACAUCAAAAUUACUGUGUACACACUCUGAACAGAUGAACAUUUUGGAUGUGUCCCUGUUCUCCUGUGUCGUCCCUCCUUGGCCAUAGGAAUGAGCAAACUGACUUUAACAUGAACAGAGGAAAAUGUUCAUGUAAAGGACACAAUGUCAUAGGCAAUACUUAGGCUGCUAUACAUCAUUUUUUGGGACUCUGGUGGAGGGAUUGCUUGGGAGAUGUUGCUAAUAUUUUUUCAGGAGGUGUCCUGAUUUGUUCAGCUGGCCAUUAGGUGGCAGCAUUGAUUGUUUUUCUCUGCAUUUUAAAGAGAAAUUUCAGAAAGGGAAGGUUUGAGUCACUUAGGUUUGUUUUUAUUAGUUAUACAUUUAACCUGGUGUUGUUCUUCUCAUCAGAUUUAUCCUAGGAGAGAAGUAUGUGUUGUUUUCAUUACAAAAUAGAGAAUUGAGGUCUACCUUGUUACCAAGAAUUUGUGGUGACAAAAAAUGGGAAAAUAAAUCCUUUUCAGUAAGGUUCUCUGCUCA
This is a messenger RNA of Perognathus longimembris pacificus (Pacific pocket mouse), 1285 nucleotides long. It is a transcript of the gene Oard1, whose product is annotated as O-acyl-ADP-ribose deacylase 1. Lineage: Eukaryota; Metazoa; Chordata; Mammalia; Rodentia; Heteromyidae. The transcript is spliced from 6 exons. Gene Ontology annotation, biological process: peptidyl-glutamate ADP-deribosylation. The coding region runs from base 458 to 799 and encodes 113 amino acids. The record is from RefSeq and is a predicted model, not a curated record.